This is a messenger RNA of Cordyceps fumosorosea ARSEF 2679, 2127 nucleotides long. RefSeq names its product peroxisomal copper amine oxidase. Gene Ontology annotation, biological process: amine metabolic process. The transcript has a single exon. Lineage: Eukaryota; Fungi; Ascomycota; Sordariomycetes; Hypocreales; Cordycipitaceae. Gene Ontology annotation, molecular function: primary methylamine oxidase activity; copper ion binding; quinone binding. The record is from RefSeq and is a predicted model, not a curated record. The coding region runs from base 1 to 2127 and encodes 708 amino acids.
AUGGCUAAUCCCGCGUUACAGCCAGAUCUAGAUCUCAUAGCUGGCUAUGAGGUCUACCCGGAGCAGGAGUACUGCCCCAAGGUUGCUGCCAGCCUCAGACACCAAACACAUCCCCUCGACCAGCUCUCAAUGCAGGAAAUCUCCCAUGCGGUCAAAAUGAUCCGCGACAAGGCGAGUCCUGUCGAGAUCAAGUUCAAUUGUGUCACUCUCCGCGAGCCGCCCAAGGCCGAGUAUGCCGCCUUCAAGGCAGGUGCCGGUCCCCGUCCGGAGCGCAAGGCUUUCGCCAUUGUCAUUCAAAAGGGCAGGAAUACUUGCGCCGAGGUCGUUGUCAACCUGACCAACUCUACCAUUGAGCAGUGGAAGCCCGUCAGCAAUGUUGCCCCCACCCUGACGCUUGAGGAUCUCGACGUCAUGGAGCGCAUCUCUCGCAAGGACCCGCGUGUCAUCCGUGCCUGCGAAGAGAUUGGCAUCACCGACAUGUCCAAGGUGUUCUUGGAUGGCUGGGCCGUUGGAUUUGAUGACCGCUGGGACUUUAGCCGUCGUCUGCAGCAGGGCCUUGCGUACUACCGCCACUCGCCCAACGACAACCAGUACGCUCAUCCUCUGGACUUCUGCGUUGUCGCCGACACCGAGACCGAAGAGGUCCUCAGCGUCGAUAUCCGCUAUGUAAACGGCGAGCGUACGCUGCCUCCUCUGGACCAGCACAACUUCCUUCCCGAGUUCAUUGAGCAGGGCUACAACACCACCAAGCUCAAGCCCCUCGACAUUACCCAGCCCGAGGGCGUUUCCUUCCAGAUCCGCGGCAAUGAGCUCUCGUGGGCCGGUUAUAAAAUGCACAUUGGCUUCAACUACCGCGAAGGCAUCGUCAUCUCCGAUGUCCGCAUCGACGACCCUUAUGAGGGCCGUGAGCGCACCCUCUUCAACCGCAUCAGUGUUGUCGAAAUGGUUGUUCCCUAUGGCAACCCCGACCCCCCUCACCAAAGGAAACACGCUUUUGACGUCGGCGAGUACGGUACCGGUCUCAUGACCAACUCUCUGAAGCUCGGGUGCGACUGCAAGGGUGCCAUUCACUACAUGGAUGGUAUCAUGUCCACUUCUAGUGGUCUCCCUGCUGUUCUUAAGAACGCCAUUUGCAUCCACGAGGAGGACAAUGGCAUUCUCUACAAGCACAUGGACUACCGUGACGCCAGCACUGUUCUGGCCCGCGACCGCAAGCUCAUCAUCUCCCAAAUCAUCACCGCCGCCAACUACGAGUAUGCCUUUUACCACACAUUUACCCUCGACGGUACCUACAAGCUUGAGAUCAAGCUUACCGGUAUCCUCAACUCAUAUUGCUUGCAUCCCUCCGAAACCGCUGCCCCUUAUGGCACCGAGGUUGCCCGCGGUAUCACAGCCCACAACCACCAGCACAUCUUCUCUCUUCGUGUGGAUCCCGAGAUUGACGGCACCAACAACACGGUCAUCCAAAACGACGCCGUCACCUCGGAAGCGCCUCUGGGGUCAGCCGAGAACCCGUAUGGCAACGGCUUCUACUGCAAGAAGACGCCGCUGCGAACAGCGAAGCAGGGUGCCGUCGUGUACAAGCACGAGACGGGCCGCAAUUGGGACAUUGUGAACCCCAAUGUCAUCAAUGACGUAUGCCAUAAGCCUGUCGGUUACAAGAUCGUCAACAACCAGUGCCCCACGUUGCUAGCCAAGCCCGGCAGCAUGGUUUACAAGCGUGCCGGCUUUGCCAACAAGAGCCUGUUCGUGCUGCCCUACAAGGACUACGAGCUGUUCCCUGCGGGUGACUACGUCUGCCAGUCGACCGGCGAGCCUGGCCACCCUGACUCGUCCGUCAUUACUGACUGGGUUGACCGUGAUGAGAACAUUGAAAACACGGAUAUUGUCUGCUACCUGCAGUUUGGCCUGACACACUUCCCCCGUUGCGAAGACUUUCCUCUGAUGCCCGCCGAGCCCGUCAUGAUUAUGAUUCGCGCAUCAAAUUUCUUCGUCAGAAAUCCGGCGCUGUGGGUGCCUCCCUCGACGGUGGCAAAGGACCUGAGCUCACGGACUGCGUUCCUCAACGCGGGGAAUGGAAGUGGCAGCUGCUGCGCCGAGAAGCAGGUCCCUGAUUCGCAUUUGUAA